CAUGUACGAGUAUAUGUGGCACGCACGUUUGCCGCUUCUCUUGUUGCUGUUGCAACGCAAACUGCGAGUUGCACUUGCGACACUGACAACUGACGACAACACAACUGCGACGGCGCGCUCUUCGGUAGAGUUUCCUUCUACUUUCUUUCUUUUUUUUUGUUUUUUUCUUUUUAAUUUUCUCUGAUAACAGCAGGCAUUAGGGUGUCUCCCUCGCACAGUGCCCCAUCUCGCUUGCUCCAGCACUUACUCGAUUUGCCAGAAGCCGAAAGGAGCAGACAACAACCGCACGCGAGCAACGUCGAACAGCAACUGAGUCCUGAUUGCGCUGUCCCGCAGGAUUUUUGUGCAGAUGCAGGUUACCAUAGUGGCCACAUCGCCAUGUGCACCACCAGCUCCAUUCCAUCCACCACCCCACCAGUCCUCUCAACCACCUGGCUGUGGAUGCUGUGGCAAUUGCGCAGAAUCCGCAUCAGAAGCGGCAUCAACAGGAGCGUAGUAAACGCGUAGUAAAUUGGAUCGCAUUCGGGUUUCAUUCACAGAGAUUCUCUCGCCAAUGUUCUGAUCACGGAGAUAAUUAUUGUUAUUAAAUUAUUAUUAUUAGCAAUUUUAUCAAACUGAAAUAAUAUUUAUAAUAAUAUUCAAAUUAAUUCGUUUUUUACGAGUAUCGAUUAACGACACUAAAAUAUAUCCAGGACUAUCGAAAACCAGAGUUUCCUAUUCAUCUAAGUCUUUCUAGUUGACAUGUCCUGUCAUUCAGAAAUUAGAGUUACAAAAAAGGCAAAUUUAUUACUCAGCAUUAAUUUGUUGGAAGAAUAUUUGCAACUUCUUUUUAAAGUACAAGCACUAGACGAAGUGAAUCCUCUUCAGACAUGGAGGAGUGCAACUUUAUGGAACUCAUGGAGGAGAUGGCCGUGCAGUUUACGGUGAACAAGGAAGAACAUCAGCUCUUCGUCCACGACUCACGCAUGAUAUCCCUGACCAUUCAGCGGCAAUUGGUCCUGGAUGGUGCAGUGUUCAAGGACCAACUGGCAGAGCUCCACAAGACAGCCUCCUUUGUGGACAAAAUAUACCUGGACAUGCCGCUGAACUUUGAGAUCUUCCUGCCCAUCCGACUGCCGAAACCAGUGGUUCCCACCUAUGAUGAGAAGAAACGCAGUGUGCAGUUCACCAGAGCCAACUACCAGCACCCAUUCUUCUUUGGGAAUGCGGUAAAUUUCAAGUGCUUGAACCUGCUGCUGCAAAGCGAACUGCAGCGAGCCAUUUCCAAACUCAAGACAGCAACAUCCACGAGCACAGGUCGGACGUACGACAUCAAAUACUCGGUGCUGAGCCUCAACGACGUGCCCUUCGUUCACCAAGUGGUUGCUCUGGACCGCGACAGCAACGGGAAGCGUUUCAUCCGCUUCGACUUCAUUCUGGCCGUGGAGUUCAAUGGCGCGGAUAUGGCACUGCCACCUUACUUUAAAGCGCCGCUCAUUAACCGCUGGAUUGCCUACGGUAGGAUGACCGUUGACGAGGAUCCCAAUCCGGCAGAGUGGGCUGUGCUAGUGCCCAAGUGGCAGGACGCCUCGCCCGGUGCCGCCCUCAUUUCCCUCAACUGCAUGGUCAUGCUGUACCGCCUGAUGAGCGCCCAGCAGUGCUACCUCUUCACCCUGCCCGGCUCCAUCAAGUUAGCCUUCGUCAUGGCCACCGAGGAGCGCGGCCUGGACUUCCAGCAGAUUAGCAUUGCAGAUUUGACCAUUACAACCAUGUUCCACCAGGUGUUUGGCAACCUGUACAAGGCGGUGGCCGGGAACACCAUCGGCGACAAGACCAUCAAGAGCAGACGCUUGAUGGCCAUCCGGAAGCAGUUGCUGCGCGCCCGCGGCAUCUACGCCAUGGUGGCGGAUGCAGUGCUGCGAAAUUCGAUCUCCAGGAAUUUUGUGAACGCCUACUUCUUCUACGUCGCCAUCCCACCGCCGCCGGAAUGCUUCUAUCAGUCCCUGGUCGAAGUCCGGAACACCGAUACCAAAUUGAAGAGGAAGAGAGCAAAAGGGACACCAGGACAACAGGACUCGGGCGUCGAGGACACAGGACACCAGUGGAGGGCCAAACAAUUUCGUGCUCGUUGGCAAAGGAAAUUUACGUGCCAAAGACGAUAGGGAGAACCCAGCUCUGUUCCAAAGAAGUCGAAUCCGGACGAACAGCACGGCACGGUGUAAAUGGUCAAACAUUUUACGCUUUUUGUUUAAUUAAAAUUGCAACAGGCUACGUAGUUCUCAUUGCAGCAACAGGAGGAUGGCAAAGAAAA
Molecule: messenger RNA, 2290 nt
Organism: Drosophila sechellia
Lineage: Eukaryota; Metazoa; Arthropoda; Insecta; Diptera; Drosophilidae
Exons: 4
Coding region: 870-2141 (423 amino acids)
Source: RefSeq, a predicted model, not a curated record